Messenger RNA from Striga hermonthica, 3513 nucleotides. Lineage: Eukaryota; Viridiplantae; Streptophyta; Magnoliopsida; Lamiales; Orobanchaceae. The record is from the annotation of a GenBank genome assembly.
AUGUUUUCAUUAAGCGGAAGCACUUUUCUGAACAAUUCUCUCUCUUGUGUGUCGAAAGGCUUGACACAGUCUGCACAGCGGAAGGUAUCAGCUCCGCCGAUGGUGGUGGCCUCCGUGAGCUCAAAUGGCAAGCCGAUGGAUCGAAACGUCGGCGUUUUGAUGGAGAAUACUCUCAAGGAGAUGAGAGAGAAUGCUCCCUCUUCAUCCUUGUCGGUGGUUGAGGAAGAGGCAGAAUCCACCGUCGGCGGCGGCGUGGAGGAUGUUUACGGCGAGGAUACCGCCACCGAGGACCAGUACAUCACCCCUUGGACUGUCACUGUUGCUAGUGGAUAUCCAUUGUUGCGCGACCCUCACUACAACAAAGGCCUUGCCUUCACAGAGAAAGAGAGGGAUGCUCACUUUUUACGUGGUCUUUUGCCGCCGGUGGUUAUUCCCCAAGACAUCCAGGUUAAGAAAAUGAUGCACAACAUGCGCCAGUACCAAGUGCCACUACAGAGGUACAUGGCCAUGAUGGACCUCCAGGAGAGGAAUGAAAGAUUGUUCUACAAGCUUCUCAUAGACAAUGUCGAGGAGCUUCUUCCUGUGGUCUACACUCCAACUGUAGGCGAAGCUUGCCAGAAAUAUGGAUGCAUUUUCAGACAACCUCAGGGUCUCUUUAUUAGUCUCAAAGAAAAGGGACGGAUUCUUGAAGUCUUGAAAAAUUGGCCGGAGAAGAAGAUUCAAGUCAUUGUGGUGACAGAUGGCGAGCGGAUAUUGGGACUGGGAGAUCUUGGCUGCCAGGGAAUGGGGAUACCCGUUGGGAAGCUCUCGUUGUAUUCAGCUCUUGGUGGCAUCCGUCCUUCUGCUUGCUUACCUGUGACCAUUGAUGUGGGAACGAAUAACGAGCAGUUAUUAAAUGAUGAAUUUUAUAUCGGACUUAGAAGAAGGAGAGCAACAGGACAGGAGUAUGCCGAGCUCCUUCAUGAGUUUAUGUCUGCAGUGAAGCAGAACUAUGGAGAAAAAGUCCUUAUCCAGUUUGAAGACUUUGCAAAUCAUAAUGCUUUUGAUCUUCUAGCAAAGUAUGGACCUACCCAUCUUGUUUUCAAUGAUGAUAUUCAGGGUACAGCAUCUGUGGUCCUUGCCGGGCUUAUGGCUGCAUUGAAUUUAGUGGGCGGUACUUUGUCUGACCAUAGAUUCCUAUUCCUUGGAGCUGGAGAGGCUGGCACUGGUAUUGCUGAACUCAUAGCACUUGAGAUUUCGAAACAGACUGGCAUCCCAGUGGAGGAGGCUCGCAAGAAGAUUUCGCUUGUUGACUCAAAGGGCUUGAUCGUCAGGUCUCGUAUUGAGACACUCCAACACUUCAAGAGGCCCUGGGCUCAUGAACAUGAACCUGUGAGAACUUUGCUGGAUGCUGUCAAGGUCAUAAAACCAACUGUAUUGAUUGGAUCAUCUGGAGCCGGAAGAACCUUCACCAAAGAAGUGGUCGAAGCUAUGGCAUCCAUUAAUAAGAAACCUGUUAUCCUUGCCCUCUCUAACCCAACCUCACAGUCUGAGUGUACGGCUGAAGAAGCUUAUGCGUGGAGCGAGGGACGAGCCAUUUUUGCUAGUGGGAGCCCAUUUAGCCCGGUGGAAUAUAAUGGCAAAUUUUAUGCAUCCGGCCAGGCAAAUAAUGCAUAUAUCUUCCCGGGGUUUGGUCUGGGUUUGAUUAUUUCUGGUGCCAUUCGAGUUCACGACGAUAUGCUUCUGGCAGCUUCGGAAGCAUUAGCUGCCGAGGUCAGCCAAGAGAACUUGGAUAAAGGGCUCAUAUACCCACCAUUCUCAAAUAUCCGAAAGAUUUCGGCCCAAAUUGCAGCCCAAGUGGCUGCUAAAGCAUAUGAACUUGGUUUGGCAACUCGUCUGCCACAACCGGAUAACCUAGUGGCAUAUGCACUGAGCUUUCAGCACUCGUCUCCUCCGCCAGCCGUACCUCCUGUCGGUGUGAGAGAGAGCAGACGGCCUAACGCUGGGCCACCUAAUAAAAAGGAUCACAAGCCUCCAUUGCCUUCGGGCAGCAAGCCACCGGGGGGUGGGCAGGGGCACGGCCGGUCGGGUAGGGUCGAGACAGAAGAAGAGAGGAGACUGAGGAAAAAGAAGGAAUACGAAAAACAGAAGCAAGAAGAGAAACUCAAGCAGCAUUUGAGGGAGUCCCAGAACAAAGUACUGCAAAAGACCCAAAUGUUGGCUUCCGGGUCGAAGGGCCAUGGGUCGGUUAGCGGGUCACACAUGGGGGACAGGAGAAGUACCCCGCUGCUGAGUGGAGAUAGAAUUGAAAACCGGCUCAAGAAGCCAACAACUUUCCUGUGCAAGAUGAAGUUCCGAAAUGAAUUGCCUGAUCCAUCUGCAAAGAUCAAGCUUCUGUCUUUAAAGAGGGACCCAGAUCGAUACUGCAAAUAUCAAAUCACAUCACUGGAGAAAAAUUGGAAGCCUCAGCUGCAUGUUGAACCAGAUAUGGGGAUACCGCUGGACCUUCUUGAUCUGAGCGUUUACAACCGCCCGAAGAAUAGAGAAAGAAUACAACUUGAUCCAGAGGAUGAGGAAUUACUACGCGACGAUGAUCCUAUCACACCAAUUAAGUCCGAUGGCAUAAAAAAGAAGGAUAGGCCAACAGACAAAGGUGUCUCUUGGCUUGUUAAAACUCAAUACAUCUCCCCUCUCAGCAUGGAUUCAACUAAGCAGUCUCUGUCUGAGAAACAAGCUAGAGAAUUACGAGAAUCUCGUGGUCGGGACCUUUUGGAGAACCUCAACAGUCGGGAAAAGAAAAUAAAGGAUAUUGUUGCUUCGUUUGAGGCUUGCAAGUCGAAGCCUGUUCAUGCAACCAACCCUAGCCUACAACCGAAAAGGGUUCUUCCUCUCGUUCCUGAUUUUACGCGGUAUGAUGACCAGUUUGUAGUUGUGAAUUUCGAUAAUGCCCCAACUGCUGAUUCAGACAUCUACAAGAAAUUAAGUGCAGCAGAUCGGAUUGAGUGUGAAAGCAAAGCGAUAAUGAAAAGUUACGUGUCCUCAAGCUCUGAUGUAGAGAACACUGAUAAGUUUUUAGCUUACAUUGUGCCAGCUGCUGAUGAGCUAGAGAAGGAUAUGUAUGAUGAGAAUGAAGAUAUCUCAUGUUCAUGGGUCCGCGAGUAUCACUUUGAUGUACGUGGUGAUGAUGUCGAGGAUCCUACAACAUACCUCGUUACUUUUGGUGAAUCAGAAGCAAGCUAUUUGCCGCUCCCGACAAAGUUCAUGUUAAGGAAAAAGAGGGCUAGAGAAGGGAAACUGAGCGAGGAGGCAGAACAGUUUCCCAUUCCUAAAAGCGUGACUCUAAGAAGGCGGGCCACUGUGGCUGUCCAUGAACUGAGAGAUGAUGAUGGGGAUUAUACAGAUUCGAGGGUGAGCUCAAGAAAUGGUAGGAGAGGUAGUGGUGGGAGUGAACUGCGUAGGAUGGUUGAGGAUGCAGACCCAAUGGAUGCUGAUGCUGAUAACUUCAGUGGGGCUGAGGAUGAUAUCUCUGACUAG